Molecule: messenger RNA, 2651 nt
Organism: Centropristis striata (black sea bass)
Lineage: Eukaryota; Metazoa; Chordata; Actinopteri; Perciformes; Serranidae
Gene: map3k7cl
Product: map3k7 C-terminal like
Exons: 5
Coding region: 656-1087 (143 amino acids)
Cellular component (GO): cytosol; nucleus
Source: RefSeq, a predicted model, not a curated record
GGAGAGCUUGCUCUUGCAUUUAGUUCCAACACCACCCCCUCCAAAAGAAACAGUCUGAGAUGCUCUAUUUUCUUCCGCCAGAACCAUUAUAGCAUGAGAAGUUCAUUCUGAGCAACUGCCUCAUUGCACAGCUAUUGCAAAGCCAAAGACCAUCCCAGCGGCAUGACCGUGUCACUCAAAGCAGCGCUGCAGCUAUGGGCAUUUUUGCUGGCUAAAGUCAUGUCAUCUGAGACAUUUAAUUGGGCCCGGGCCGCCACAGGGGGACAGCGGACGGCAUUCCUCCACUGCCUGCGCCCUGUUGUGUUGCUCUCCGCCGCGUGGCUGCAGUCCGUGGAUAACAUGCCCAUGCCCACGCAAACUUGAGCUGCUGGUGCUUGGAGUCCCUCUGACAGACACGAGUGUAGUGGAUGCUUUGACUAUGUCGGGAAACUUCUGAACACAAAACAAUAUAGUUUGGAGUCUCUAGAGGGAAGUGGAGGUCAACAUUUGAAGAUCUAGUUGUGCCAUGCUGCGGCUCAGAGGCGACUUUUUCUGAAGAAACUUUGGUGGUCCGACGGGGGACAGACUAUCCAUAUUGAGGACUUACACUGCUCCCUGAUUUUAAACUUUAUUAUACGGAAUUUCCUGGGUCGGGCUCGUGCUGCUUCAGGGAUAAAUGAUCACCUCAACCAGAAGAGUGUCUCCUGAUAAAUCUGAAGUUAGAAUCGCCUUCAGCCUCGACGACACAUCAGAUGUAAAAGAUGAGGAGAGCCGCCCUCAGACUUGCCCGGAUCUUGAACAGCGACUACAGCCAGUGCCCCCCUGUGUGUCUCUGAGAGAGAGCGUUCAUGUGUACAAGGAGCACUGCAGGAUGGCGAGAGAGUUCCACCAGGUCAAACAUGAGAUCGCCGUGCUUGAGGACCGCAAGCGUAAGUUGCUGGCAGAGCUGGUGGAGGAUGAGAAGGUUGCCAUGGAGAUUGCCCGUCUGGAGGAGGAGUUUUGUCGCCUAACAGAAGAGAACCGCACCUUGAUGACUGUCCACAACGAGCGCGCUCAGCAGCUGGAGACGCUGUGCUUGACCGAUGGAACGAGGCAGGACUCCUCGUGACCUUUGGCCUCCAGACGCCCAGCUGACACCAGGCCAGGAAACCAAGCAGUAUAAAGGCUCAGCUAGUGCUCGUUUGACACAACUACAGUCAGUGAAUCAGCUAGUAAUGCAGAAAGGCGUCGUGUUUGUUCAUGUCUGAGUCAUUUGUUUGAACCACAGACGUACUGUCAUCAUCAGUGUGAAGCUGUUGGAGUGAUUCCACCAAGCUAUGGCACAAGGCCACUUUUCUGGGUUUUGUUAUUAUGUGAUCUUGCAGAACCUUCCUGGUCGCUAUUGCAAUACCUCACAGUAUAUAUUUAUACAAUGUCAGCUGCUGUGAAUGUGACCAGAUAUUCUGAUAUCUGUCUCAGGUCCUGUGGAGACUCAGAUCUUUUACCUGAGGUCUGUGGAGGGAGCCAAAGGUGGUAUAAUGUGGUCCAAAAUGUCGUUUUUUUGAGGAGUGUUUCCCCUCCCCCCUCCCUCCAUCCGACCCCGACACUUGCCCGUCAAGUUCCUGUUAUUAUUAUUAAAAAAGGAAAUGAGACGAGUGUUUAACAGUCAGGGAUCAGGAAAUUAUAGCCAUUUGUGAGGAACAGCAAAAGAAGAAGGGUGAUCAUUAUCCAUUUCACACGACACAACACUGUUAGAGUUGUACAUUUUUUUUGACGUAGCGUGUCCCAGCCACCUGUACAGGGGAAGUAUACAACGAUAAACUGUUGCUUAUCUUUCUCAUCUAUUAAUAAAAUGCAUUUUAUCUUAACACCAGCAUCAGUUCCUUAGUUUCAUUUCUGCAAGCCGGUGCUGCUGUUUUUUUGAUGUGUGCUCUCUCACUGUGUUGUUGUGCUUACAUGGAAAAAGGAACUAGACUUUUUUUCUUUUCAUGAUGAGAUUAGCUCAUUCUGGAAUUAUGAAACAGUCACCUGAUUGGCCAGUUAAACUCUGGCAGCCUUCUUCCUUCAUAUCAUGUGACAUUAGCAACAGUGCUUUGUGGUGAUGAUUAGUCCUCUCUGUUGUACUGGCUGACACCUCAUCUUUGAAGGUGCGUUUUCUCUUUUCUUGCUUAUAUUUCAUAUUGUUUUCUGUCAGCAUUAAUGUGCUUCUAUAGUCAUACUAUCGCUGAUAUUUGAUCAAAUUUAUGUUUAAAGCAGUUGCUGACAGCCCAUAAGCCUAAAAUAAAUGAAUAAAGUUGAUAUAAGGAUAUAUACAGUGAUUGAAGUUGAUCUGGUACUGUUUUACAAUUGUUACCUUAUUCUACCUCUGCUAGCAAGGCGUCUUUCUCUUUUUUCUCUUUUUCUCUCAGGCUCUCUCUCACACACACACAAACCCAAACACAUGACAAGGAAUCAAGAUAUGAGACCUUCUGACAAACAUUAACCUUUAGAUUAACAUAAUAGCCUCCCUCUUCUUGCAAAAGGGUCAGUUAGCAGAAUAAGUCCAGACAACUCUAAAUCUAAAGACACAACUCAGCGUCAACAAGCCCAGCGUUUGAACAGGAUAUGUUCUAUUGUUUGUGUUUCUAUUAAGUGCUAUUCUGGGAAAAGUCUGUUAGUUUAGAUCCAAGGGUGGGAUUGGUAUGGUCGGGAAA